GGGAUGUGUCCGUCGAGAGGUAAAUAAGGCUUGUGUGUCUGCUGUGUGUCCAUUUGUCGAGACAGUUGUCUUGUCUUCUGUGUCUUGUGUCCUUUACAAAACACCUCGAUUAAUUCAACAUGAUCAUACGCACGAUCGUCUAACUCAAAUCACCUAAUUAACAGAUGGCUGGCUGGUAUUGAUUCAUGUUCACAGGUAGCCGAGGUACCUCGCGACGAAGCGCACCAAUGAGUAUAGAAUGAACAGCAGAGGCAGUAGCUGCAUCAGCCUGGGCAUCAGCUGGCUCGACACACGCUCAGCAAACGACAGCUUGAACGCCACCCAGGGGAAGUUCUGCACUCAUAUGCACAACCGAAACGCGCAGCCAACCAUCACACCGACCCACACGCUCUGCUCAUUGGUGGUACACACCGACCUUUCCUUCAGGGUCCGCGACGACGGCCUGUCUGCCGUUCUCCUGCAGCAUGACUCCCUCGUUGUCGACAAUGUACAGGGCGGGAAUGCCAGACGGCGUGAACCGAUUGUUCAGCUGGUCGCGGCGGGCAGAAUCUGAGGCGAUAAGUAGCAACAUACACACCUACAUCAAUGCCGCCGACGCCACGUGUGUCCGUCCGGUCCUGGUCAUGUGCCUGCCGUGCCCACCCAUGAACCUGACGCUUGUCCAUGGCAUCCCUGGUCGACACGGACGGCACAACACAGCGUAACACAACACACACGGGGCAGGAGAUGGAAGUGCGGAGACACCUAUCGUCCGUUCAUUGCAUCAUUACCGGCAAAGUAUGUCUUGAAGUCGGCCUCGCUUCUGUCGAGUGACACGAAGAUGACCUCAAAGCUGCGCACCAACACGGGCACACGGCAUCCCAUCUGUGUCAUCCACACACGUGGGGUAGUGUCUGGCGUCUGGGGCCUGACCGUUUGUCCGAGUCCUUGAGUUUCUUGUAGGUCCCUGACACACACAGACACAAAGAAGCGGCAAUGCAGUGAGUGCCGGCCGAGUGAGCCAUGGUCGGUCACACCCACCAAUUAACAUGGGUGUGAAUCCCCUGCACGGCGGGCACCAAUGCGCAGAGAAAUACACCUGACACGAACAACGGAUCACCAUGCACUCAAAUCAUCAUCUGCAGCUGCAGCGCACCCCUAUUGCGUCGCAUUUCGCCAGCUCUUCUACCUGAACAAAAUGAUCACACACCAAACCAAGGCACGUGCAAUUGCAUUGCAGUUCAUUGUGUUUUCAUCUCUCACCGGGAUCUCUUCGCCAGCGGCAUUGAUGACGCUGGAGCCAAAGAUGGACUCCAACGCCUCAGCGGAAGGCGAUGCCAUGGCGGGAAGAUGCAGGCCGCUUGCGGCUGAAGAAUCUUGCGCCUCCUCGAUGCACUGGGC
This is a messenger RNA of Vitrella brassicaformis, 1380 nucleotides long. Lineage: Eukaryota; Vitrellaceae. The record is from the annotation of a GenBank genome assembly.